AUGAACAAAAAGCAGUUGGAUGAGAAGCACCAAAAAAUCCUCAGGAAAUUGCUGACGCUCCCCGAGAACAAGAAAUGCUUCGACUGCUCUGAGAAGGGACCCUUCUACGCUUGCACGACUCUCGGCACGUUUGUUUGUACCACUUGCUCUGGUAUUCAUCGCGAGUUCCAGCACCAUGUCAAAUCCAUCUCCAUGGCUUCGUUCAAGCCUGAGGAGGUCCAGUUCCUCGAGGAGAUGGGCAACGGCGAGAUCUGGUUGGCUUACUGGACCCCGAGCGACUAUCCUGAGCCCGAAUCCACCGACAGGGCGCGCGUGCGCGAAUUCAUGAAGCUCAAAUACGAGAGGAAGAAGUGGCACGAUGAGGAACCGCCGAGGGUGGAGCCCAUUGAGUCAAUUUUGGGGAGGGACAUUCCCCCUAUCUCCAUCACUCACAACAUCAACCUCCCGCUGGGCAACAACGGCGGUAUUAGCGGCCUAGAGUCGGUUUUCACACACCCGGAGCCCACCAAAAACCCCAUGGGCUCCACCGUUUGGCCGCCGCCUGCCGGAGGCGUCGCUCCCGCUCCUCACAUGGGAGGUGGCCCUGGGAUGAUGCCUGCUGGCGGCAUGGGCGCUUUCCCUCAGGGUGGUGCUGUUCCUUUCCAGCAAGUCAGCCCGCAGGGUGCGGGCAUGAUGAUGCCCCCUCAUAUAGGGCCUGGUGCCGGCGCACCCGGUAUGGUGGCGGCCUACCCGGGAGCCCCUGUCAUGCACCCGGGCAUGGGGGGCAGUAUGCCACCAGCUGCAGCCAUGGGCCACAACCCCUUCCUUGCAGGACCCGCGUCAGGCCCCACCAGUGGAGGCGUGCUCGCUCCCGCACCCUACGGCUCCAGCGGACCUGGCGGGGCUCCUGCCGCCCACGCGAAGCAGAACGACGCUUCCUGCUGGCUCUUCCUCUGCCCCAGCGCCGUCAGGGGACCAGGGAUCGGCAUGGCCGCCUCGUCGCCGUCGCCGAGCCAUUCGCCAUUCUUCCCGACCGCAACCGGACCCACGCCGUUGUCUCCGGCUCUGUCUCCCGCCAUGGCCCCGAAUCCUUUCGCCUCUUCGGCUCCGGCUUACUCCUCGGGCGGAUUUCCGUCCCCGCCUGCCGCCGGCAGCAACGGCACCAACGCGGGCUUCAACCCCUUCGGCAGCCUCAUCUGA
Molecule: messenger RNA, 1179 nt
Organism: Acanthamoeba castellanii str. Neff
Lineage: Eukaryota; Discosea; Longamoebia; Acanthamoebidae
Product: Arf GTPase activating protein
Exons: 11
Coding region: 1-1179 (392 amino acids)
Molecular function (GO): GTPase activator activity
Source: RefSeq, a predicted model, not a curated record